CUUCCUGUGUAUGGUGGUACAUGAGGAUGAGCAUCGAGGCUUGUUAAAUUACAAGCUUUUGUCCCUUUCCAUUGGAUUCACUAUCGUAUCCUAAAUCCUACCAAAUGAAUGAAACAUUCAAAUAACAGUAUUUGUGUACAUCGAGCUGUCAGUCGUUGAGUUUGGCGAUCUUUACUGUUCCCCCCCCUCAACCUAUUAACGAAGCAGAGGGAGCACCGUCUGUGAACAUAAAGCAACCAGGAAGUGUCCCAGCAAUUUAGCCAUUGCUCCUGGCAAUAUCUGUUAUGAAACUGCUGGACUCCAUCCUAGGAAACGCGACCGGGAUCUUCACUGUCGUAAUUGUUCUCAUUGCAGUGAUUUUCAAUUAUUUCGACGACCCUGAUCCGGUUAAAUACAACAGCAUGGCUGAGGACACCAAAACUCUGGAAGAAAAUUUCAGGCAGCAAAAUAAAAGCUGUUUCAUCCUCGGUGCCUCUGGGGAAACGGGCAGGAUGUUGCUUCAAGAUCUGCUUGGGCGCAACAUCUUCUCCAAGAUCACCCUGAUCGGAAGGAGAACGCUCACCUUUGAAGACAAAGCAAAUGAAAACCUGGUCCAAGAGGUGGUGGACUUUGAGAAGCUUGAGGAUUAUGCUGCGUCAUUCCAGGGCCAUGAUGUCGGCUACUGCUGUCUGGGAACCACCAAAGCAAAAGCAGGAACUGAAGGAUUCAUCCGAGUUGAUCACGACUAUGUUCUAAAAUCAGCAGAGCUCGCCAAGGCAGGAGGCUGCGCUGAGUUCCACCUGGAGUCCUCCAGAGGAGCGGAUAAAAACAGCAACUUCCUCUACCUCAAAGUCAAGGGACAAGUGGAGGCAGAAAUUGAGGCGCUAGGUUUUGACAGAUUUGCCAUUUACAGACCAGGGGUUUUGUUGGUAGACAGGCAGGAGAGUCGGCCCGCUGAGUGGCUGGCCAGGAAAUUCUUCGGUGCCGUGUCCGCCGUCUGUUCUACGGCCAUGUCCAUCCCAAUCCAAGCGGUCGCAAAAGCGAUGGCGUCUAACACGUUGCUUCAACCGGAGCAGAAGACAGAGAUCCUAGAGAACAAAGACAUCGCCAGUCUGGGAAAGGGUGCAGGGCAAUAAGAAAAUGCAAAAAAUACACUGAGGUAAUUCCAGCAGAUAUACUGGGAUGACUACAAACACUAUUCCCAUGACCACGAUGUCAAAGGAUUUUCACAUACUUGAAAAGACAAGACGAUCUGUUUAGUUAGCAAAGAUAUUAUAUUUUCAUUUGUUUUGUGCUUUUUUGCUUUGCUUUUGAUUGGUAUGUUUAAUAUUAUAUAUAUUUUAUGUAAUUGCAUUGCCUUAAAGUAAAAGCUUAAAUGUCUAAUACAAUUAAAAUAUUUGAUGUCUCUAACAUAUUUUCAUUAAAUUAUUAUAGAAAUGUGACUGUGUGUUUGAUUUAGAAACAUGUUUCCAUAAUAGCUGUGUCAAUAUGAAUAAUCUUCUGAGUAUAACUGCAGUACUACAUCUGUGCAGUUUAUACACACACACAAUAUUUCAAACAUUUUAUAACAGAAGUAUGCUAAAUAUAACAUGCAAGAAAUACAUUAGAUA
Messenger RNA from Notothenia coriiceps (black rockcod), 1589 nucleotides. RefSeq names its product HIV-1 Tat interactive protein 2 (gene htatip2). The transcript has 7 exons. The record is from RefSeq and is a predicted model, not a curated record. Gene Ontology annotation, cellular component: cytoplasm. Gene Ontology annotation, biological process: import into nucleus. Lineage: Eukaryota; Metazoa; Chordata; Actinopteri; Perciformes; Nototheniidae. Bases 285 to 1115 code for a protein of 276 amino acids.